AUGUCUAAUAGUUCUUGCAAAGUUGAUGUUCUCACAUUUUUUAAAAAAGAGAACAGACCUUUUAGUGUGGUUGAUGUGUGUAAUGUGUUAAAGAGUUAUGGGAAGACGGGUAUUUCCAAAGCUCUGGAUGAUCUUGUUGAAGAAGGAUCAGUCAAGGAGAAGGUUUAUGGAAAACAAAAGGUUUAUGUGUAUGACCAGACUAAGCUUCCUUCGUUCGACGAAAAUGAAAUUAAGAAGAUGGAGGCUCAAAGUGAGAAUUUAUCUAUUGAAUUAGCAGAAGAACAAAAAAAGUUGAAAAGUGUCACCGAGGAACUUAAAAAAAUCACCUCUACUCUUACAAAGGAAGAAGCAGAGAGAGAGCUCACUCAAGUAAAGGAAAAGCUCAGCAAAAUAGAAAUGGAAGUGAAAGCACUUAAAGCUAAGGGACCACAGAUUACUGAAGCUGACUUGAAAUCGGUCUCUGAAGGUCACACGAAAAUGAUCAGUGAAUGGAGGAAGCGUAAACGUAUUUUUACACAAACUAGUAAAUUGAAAUUGUUAUGUAAUAGAAAUUGGUCUAACUCUUCUUUAUCUGAUUCAAUUAUCACUCAAGAUGUUGAGGAAGGAAUUUUGGUUCGAAUUCUGUGCAAUGUAAGUAGUGAUGAGAAACUCGACAGUGCUGGUCCAUUUCGAUAUGAAUGGCGUAAUCCAAAUGGUACAUUAGUUGGAACUCAAUGGAAAUUAGAAUUGGGCCAUAUCAAAGUACAUGAAUCGGGGAUAUAUGUCUGUCGUGUUUCAUAUGAAUUUGACAAAAGACAAAUGUCUACAAGUUCAGCUACCAAAAUAAAUGUUAUUCCACGCGCUGGUGUAAUAUUUCCAGGAAUUCGUGGCAACGUAUUGGAAGUUUUAGAAACAGGUGAUAUUUUACAAGAAUGUCAAGUGGUUAGUGCCAAACCAUCUCAGUAUAACUUUCAAUGGUUUGGUCCAGAUGGCCGAUUAGUAUCGAAUUCUGCAUUUCUUCAAAGAGAUUAUAUAACAAGAGAACGAGAUGAAGGUAUUUAUCGAUGUGUGGCCACUCCAAUUGAAGAAGGAAGAUUACAAGUUGAGAAUAGCUUAAUUGUAACAACAGCACCAUUACGUUUCCAGAUUACAACAUUAAAUGAAUCCUUGAAUAUUGGAGGUUUUACACAUCGUCGUAUAGUACGAACUGAUUUAUCUAAAUUAAAUCUUACUACACGUGAAACAUUUAUAUACCAAUGGUUAGACACUGAAAUGAAUCCAAUUCUCGCUUCGAUGGGACCAGAUUUACGCGUCAGGCUUCUUAGUCCUUCAGAUUUUGGACGAUAUUCAGUUCGUAUCACUGGUUUAAAUUCUGGCUAUCAAAGAGUUUUGAGCACUUACAUAACUAUGGAUGGUCGGAAUGGUGAAGUAGAACCAACUUAUUCUGUUGUAAUUCGAGAAAUUUCUGGUCCGCUUUAUUUGAACGCUCGAUUAGAACUGGAGUGUUCUCCUAGACCACCAAAUUCAGCUGCUAGAAUUAAUUGGCUUGGGCCAGAUGGAACGGUGGUUUCCGACUCUAGUAAUAUAGUAUUUGAACGAUUUCAACCUCAUCAUCAAGGUAGAUACACAUGCCAAAUCUUACUACCAAAUCAAAUUAUUUUACGUCAAAGUGUAGAAUUGGUUGUUUCCGGGACAUCAACAGAAAUUCCAGAACCUGAUAGACUUUAUACAAUACGAAUUAUUCAAUCACCCACAUAUUUCAGAUAUAAUGAUGCUGUACAUCUACAAUGCGUUGUUUCUCCUACACCUCCAUUAGUUUCUUACGAGUGGUUUAAAGAUGGGGUACUUAUAGGACGACAAGCAGAUAUUCAUAUACAAAGAUUUAGUCCAGCUGAUGUUGGUCGUUAUCAGUGUGUUGCUCGACUUGACAGUAUGGUUCUUACCUUUAACAGUACAAUAUCUAUUGACGAUGGCACGGGUGUGGAUUUAAUUAUGCGACCUAAUAUAAUCUAUAUCCCAGCAUUCCAUCCAUUUGAAAUAGAAUGUUUGUCUACACGUACCGGUUUAUCACCUAUUGCCAUAUUUGGCAAUGGUGCACCUAUUGAAUCGGAUAAUCGAUUUACAGUUUCAAAACCGGAUGAACAACGAGUGAUUAUAAAAGCUACAGAUGGAUUAUCAAGUGUCUAUAAUGGUUUACGUAUUCGUUGUAUGCUGCCAGGACUUAAUUUCAAAGAAGUUACAUUAUACAUAAUGGAUAUAUGCAGUGCCAGUGAAUCACAGUGUAGAACUCGACAAUGUAUUCAAACUUCACAAAUAUGCGAUGGAAAAGCUGAUUGUCUUGAUAAAUCCGAUGAGAGUAGCAGUUUUUGCAAUGCUAGACUAACUGUGAUUCCAACACGUAUUGUAGUCAGACCGUCAGAACCUUUUAUACUUAAAUGUCAAACUAUGGUACCAGAGACUAGGAUGCCACAUGCACGUUUCGUAUACAGUGGUAAAGAUGUUGAGUCCGAUCCUCGAUUUACUGUUGAAAGAUCGUCUCCAGGUGUUCUAUUAAUUAAAGCACCACAUGGACUUUCAGAAGAAGCUAAUGAUACAAGAAUUGAAUGUUAUUUUCCAGAUGAAAGUCCUAGAACUGCAAUUAUCAAUGUCGUUGCAGAUCGAUGUGGAUUAGGUUACUUCAUGUGUUAUGAUGGAAAUUGUAUACCACAAUCUCAGCGAUGUGAUGGACAGACUCAGUGCCCGGAUGGAUCGGAUGAAAUUAAUUGUGUUUGCCAACCACCUCGUUUUCUUUGUUCUACUGGUGAGUGUAUAACUCAAGAAAUGCGAUGUGAUGGUAUAAGACAUUGUCGAGAUGGUUCAGAUGAAAUUGAUUGUCUCAAUUUUCAAGUGAAAUUUUGUACAUUCCCUGGUGGACCGGAAGAAGAGAUAAAUGUUUUUGUUCGACGACGAUGUCCUCAUGGUGAAUACAUGUGUAAAGAUGGAACAUGUCGUCCAGAAAGUGAUUUUUGUAAUGGUCGAGUUGAUUGUCCGGAUGGUUCAGAUGAGCGACCUCCACACUGCAGAGGAAUCACACAAGUAGAAGUCAAACCAAGCGUUAUUUAUGUCAAACCGUAUGAACGUUUUGAAUUUGAGUGUAUUUCUCAUGUUCCUGGCAUAAAACCUGAGGCUCGAUUACCCAGUGGUUCGCUUGUGAGUCAAGAUCCUCGUUUUAGUGUGGAAUAUCCUUCAUCAAAUCGUCUUCGAAUAAAUGCAUUAUAUGGCUUGACAGAUAGAGAUCAUCCAUUUCACAUCUAUUGUAUAUUCCCUGGACUAGAAAAUAGAAGUGCUGUAAUAGAAAUUGAAAGACCUUGUCCAAGUGGACAAUUUCAAUGUAUGGACGGACGCUGUUUACCGUUUGAUGUAUUUUGUGAUGGCAAACCUGACUGUUCAGAUGAAUCAGAUGAAAGCGAACGAUACUGUGUUGUCAACAUCAGAGUAACACCAAGUUCAAUUCGUGUGGUCCCAUAUAAACGUUUUCAAUUUGAAUGUUCAACAUCGAUUCCGGGUGUAUCGCCUCAAGUAACUUUUGACGAACGUUCAGUAGAAAGAGACAAUCGUUUUGUUGUUAAUCGUCCAAAUCUUCAAACUAUUGUAGUGACAGCACCAACUGGUUUACCAGAUAUUGGUGCUCACAGAUUUAAGUGUAUUGUGUCUAUCAAUAUUGUUAAAGAAGUUGACGUAGAAAUCAUAGGAGAAUGUCCACCUGGGCAAGUAAAGUGUAGAUCUGGUGAAUGCUUACCCAGAGCAGUAUUUUGUGAUGGAAAAUAUGAUUGUCCUGAUAGAUCAGAUGAAGAUUCAAGAUAUUGCGCUGAAUUGACCGUCGAUGUACGAGUACACUUUACUCCUGGUGAAUUACGUAUUCAGCCUGGUCGAGCAUUUCGUUUGGAAUGUGUGACGGAUACACCAGGUGCUUCUCCAGUUCUACAAUUUCCUGAUGGAAGACCAAUCACAAGUGACCGAAGAUUUGUUGUUUCUAGACCAUCAACUGAACGUGUCGUUAUAGAAGUUCCUGGAGGCCUUGAUGCUAGAGAAGGACAGGUCAUUAUUGAAUGUCUAUCUCCUAGUGGUGAUAGAAAAACAUCAACAAUCUUCAUUGAACUUGGCUGUCAACCAGGUCAAAGACGAUGCCCCAGUGGGCAGUGUAUAUUUGUUGGCCAAUUUUGUGAUGGAAAACCUGAUUGUGAUGAUGGAUUUGAUGAGAAACCAGAAAAUUGUGUUUACUGUGACCCAAUAACUAAACCAUGUGAAGCUGUGAAUGGUAUACCGCCUAAGAAAGAAACAUAUGAACUACACUGGAGGUGUGAUGGUGAAGAUGAUUGUGGGAAUCGAUUUGAUGAACAAAAUUGUUUAAAUGAUACACGUGUACCAGAUAAAGAGUGUGGUGCUACUCAUUUCAGAUGUGGUACCGAGCCAUAUCAAUACAUACCCUUUGCAUACUGGUGUGAUGGAAGUCGUGAUUGUCGAGGUAGUGAGGAUGAAGUGGAUUGCUCCCCACCUACAAUAAUUCAAACUCAGCGUCAGGAAACUCACAGAGUUCGUCCCGGUGGUAGACUGAUUUUAGAGUGUGAGGCAUCCGGCGUUCCACCACCUAUGAUUAUUUGGCGUUUUAAUUGGAGAUGUCUUCGUGAUGAAGCAAGAAUGCGAACCCAAGCUGUGCCAAGUACGCUCGGAUGUAAAGGUUCAAAGAGUCGACUAACUAUUGAAAAUUUCAGAGAAGGUGACGAUGGAAUUUACAAUUGUGAAGCAGUGACUUCAAAAGAAAGAGCAAUGUCCCAGGAUAUAUUUGUUCUUCUGUCUCCUUAG
This is a messenger RNA of Schistosoma turkestanicum, 4821 nucleotides long. NCBI's taxonomy places the organism in Eukaryota, Metazoa, Platyhelminthes, Trematoda, Strigeidida, Schistosomatidae. The record is from the annotation of a GenBank genome assembly.